Molecule: messenger RNA, 4002 nt
Organism: Populus nigra (black poplar)
Lineage: Eukaryota; Viridiplantae; Streptophyta; Magnoliopsida; Malpighiales; Salicaceae
Product: cyclin-T1-4-like
Exons: 6
Coding region: 276-1304 (342 amino acids)
Biological process (GO): positive regulation of DNA-templated transcription, elongation; regulation of transcription by RNA polymerase II
Cellular component (GO): cyclin/CDK positive transcription elongation factor complex; nucleus
Molecular function (GO): cyclin-dependent protein serine/threonine kinase activator activity
Source: RefSeq, a predicted model, not a curated record
AAACAAAACCCACAAGGGCAAAGCAAAAUCUCUAGCAACCACAUGACCCAACCCAACAACCAUUGAAAUUGUCUCCUCUCUUUGCAUCUCUCUAUAUCUUUCUCAUCUCUUUUUCUUUCUUUCUAUUUCCGCUCUCUCUUCUUUUAUUCAAACGCUCUCUGUAAUCUAUUCUCAGCCUCGACGCCUAAUAAAAAACUGAAAUUCUCCUCUCCACUUUGUAAUCUUAAUCUCAAUCACGGAGUUUUCAGAUCUAUAUCUCCACUUAUCACGGAAUAAUGUCCUUUGCACGGAAUCAUCGUUCACACGGAGGAACGGGCCAUGAUGAUCGGUGGAACUCUUUGAAUGGGUACACUUUCAACCAUGGAAAUAGGAACAUUGAUGCGAAUAGGAACACCAACUACAGCUACAAUUGGAAUCAUAGCAAUAUCCGAGACUACUCCUCGGGGAAAUUCAGGGACCAUGUUAAUGGUUAUGCUAACCCUCCCAGCGGUGCACCAGCUUUUAAAAGGAGAAAAUUUAGUGCGGAUACCUGGGGAGAUGGUGGGAGACACUAUCCUCAAUACAAUGCAUAUGAACAUGCCGAUCUAUCUUACAACAAUUCAGUCCCUCUGCCAACUAGAUCCAAUGCUGAGGUCUCUACAUCUAUAAGUUGCAAACGUGAUUGUUCAAAACUGGAAGAAGAUGAACCAGUAUUCUUGUCAAAGGAUGAGAUUGAAAGACACUCCCCAUCUAGAAAAGAUGGAAUUGAUGCACUACGUGAAACGCAUCUGCGGUAUUCUUAUUGUGCUUUCCUUCAGAACCUCGGACUGCGGUUGGAGCUGCCGCAAACUACUAUUGGCACUGGCAUGGUUUUGUGCCACCGUUUUUUUGUUCGACGAUCACAUGCAUGCCAUGAUAGAUAUUUAAUUGCUGUUGCUGCACUUUUUCUCGCUUCAAAGUCUGAGGAGACGCCACGCCCUUUGAAUAAUGUCGUGAGAGCUUCUUGUGAGAUUUUCCACAAGCAGGAUAUUACUUUCUUGUCAUACCUGCUCCCUGUUGACUGGUUUGAACAGUACCGGGAGCGAGUUAUCGAGGCUGAGCAAAUGAUUCUGGCAACCCUAAAUUUUGAAAUAAAUGUGCAGCAUCCAUAUGGUCCUCUGACAACCAUCCUUGACAAAUUAGGUCUUUCACAAACUGUUUUGGUGAAUCUGGCUCAAAACUUGGUCGGUGAAGGGAAGGAAUUUGAUUUGGACCAUCUUGUUGUAAAUACUUUGUAUCUGGAUUUUCUCACACUAGUUCAGCUAAAGACACGGUUUAAGAUUUAGCUAGUGGUCUUGCAGCUAUGAUGGCUUGUCUGUGUCCACAAGUAUGGAUUGGUUAGUGUCUAAAUCCAAACCAAUCAGAAGGUUUGUUGGGUAUUCGUGGUACUUGGGUCAUGGAGAGUAUGUGCUGGGUUCUUCUAUUUCUCUUUUGGUUCAUCAUAGCGUGCUACUAGUCUCAAUGGUUUUCUUCUUUGAAGAAACCAAUCUACGUAGUUAUUCUGGUAUGGGAUAUUGAUUUUUUGGCAUGGCAUAUAAUUGCAGGGUCUACACAAGAUUAACGUGCUCACCUAUAUGAUAUUGUUAGCUGGAGGAUUGAUAUGCUGUGCAUGGAAAGUUUUUUAAACAUCUGAAGUUGCUUUGCCGAUGUGUUGUGGAUCACAUUACUGUGAUUCACUGCUCCCUGUCAACUGGGUUAUUUGCCAAAUAAGAUACCCUCAGAACAUCCAACACCUUUUUUUCUUUCAACUUUUUUCCCACUUUCUUCCUUUUUCACUUUCAUUUGGAGCAAGUUGUGUAGCCACCUCAUACAAACUCAAGUUUGUAAGACCUGGCUGCUUAUUUUGUUAGUUUCCGUUCACCCUGAUUUGGAGAAAACUAAUUGACUUGGCAAGGAUCAAGAGCCAUAGUGACUGGGAUUUCUCUUGUUCUUAUUCUUUUCCUCCUUCCUUCAUGAUUUUUUCCUUGUUUCUAAAUGGUACGAGUCCUCAGAUAUUCUGUUUUCUUUUGUUCUUUCUUUCUUUUUUAAACCAUUAUGCAUCAACUCCUUUUUUCCCUGAAAAUUGGUUGCACUUUUUUGGUUCGAUUUCAUAAUUUUAGAAUAAAAACCUCAAUGAAUUUCUCCAACAAGUGUAGAUGCCCAAUUGUCAGAAGGUCAUGUAGCUGCAUAGUUGUUUGAUUGUGAGUUCUGAUGUGCAGUGUGAGAUUGCCACUUGUGUACCUUAAAGUUAGACUGGCUAUCACUGUGUCAGUGGUUUGUGAUGGUUUGCUGGUGGAAAAUUGUUGAUGUUGCCAGCAUAGAUAGAAAUUUGAGAAGGUACAAGCAGCAUGCCAAUUUGUUUUUCUUUCUGAGGAUGCUCUAAUCCAAGUCCAAUGGGGGAUGAUGGUUACAGUAUGCCAUUUGAGCUAUUGCUCAUUGUCACAAAUAUGUCAGUUUCUCAGUGCUGGUUAACUCACAAUUAUAAAAUGCAUAGAUAAAUUGUUUGCUUGGAAACUAUUGGCAUGCAAAACUAAGCGCAUGCCAAAACCAGGGAAAAUGCCUAACAUUUUAUAGCAGUUUGAUAAUUGUCAUCAUCAUUAUUGGCCUGUCAUUGUGCAUAGAGCUCCCUGCAUUGCAAGCAUCUGGGAAAAAAAAUAGAUGUAGGCAUCACUAUAUAUAUAUAUUUUGGUUAUUGUCAUCAGCUGGUAUUGCGAUAAAUUUUUCUAAUAUUGUUGUUAUUAAUAUACCUGCUGUUAUUGUGCAUGCUGCACAUACACAUGGUGAGCCAGGUUGUCUUUUUAGGCUCAGCUAUCUAUGACAGCUGAGGUUACAGUACUAUUUUCCUGCUACAUUUUGUGUUAAAUACAUGCAGGCAUUCAUGGAAUUGGAGUAUAUUAAAUGUUCUUUAGGAAUUCAAAAAAAUAAGUGAAGCUUGAACCUUUUCCUUUGGGUAAAAUUGGAAUUUGGGACCAUCUCCAUUUCACUCAGGUCUUAGCUCUCUAAGCUGUUGCCUCGCCUUAUUAAAGAAGAGAUAUUUUUGAGCACAAAUGAACACUCAAUCUUGUAGGGCCCAGGGCUCCUGAUUUCUCUCAUGCUAGGCUUGGACUGGCAAUAUCAGGCCAGAGGUUGAUCUGUGCAGGGCUUAAUUAGCUCCAUAUAUGAUUACUGCUUCUUUAUCAGUUUGUAGUGUUGACUGGAUGAUGAGCUGCAUGGGGAAAUAUCUUCCCUGUAAGUCAAAACUUUGAAAUUUUGAUUUGUUUUUCUUUUGUAAAGAGAAUUAAGAAACAACACCUUUCACGGUUCAAUUCCAUAAAGCUGCUCUUAUUCUUAAAUGAAGAUUGUAGGAUGAGGGGCCAGGUUAACAAAACAAUGUUAUAAUAUUACAUUUUACUAUGUUUGCCCCCCAGCAUCAGGCCUUGACCCUUCAGAUAUUCUAUCCCAAAUAUCCUCAGCUUCCUUCUAAUUCUCUAGCUUUGAAGUUUUCAAGAUUGAAACAUGCUUCAUUUUUUUCUCACCAUUAUCAGUUUUGAUAAUCCCUCAUAUCAGUUUGAGGUUUUUAAUCACUCAAAAGUAUGGUUCAAAAUUUUUCAGAACCCUUCCAUAUAGCAUGAUAUUCAUAUAUAUAUAUAUAUAUAUAUGGAGUUAUCCAGUUUAUAAGAUAUGUAUUCAAUUAUGCCUCAUCUUUUUGUUAUUGUGGAUGUGAAUGAUGCUUAUAGCUGGCUAGAGGAUUUGGGAUGGUGAUAUUCUAUAUCUGGGUUACGUGCAUGGUUCAUGAGCAUUAGUUCAUGUGUUUUGACAAGCCUUUCCAGAUCAAGUUGUUGAGCAGAAGAUGCAGAAUGUGCUGCUAGUUUCUAUUUGUUUUAUUAUUUGAAUUGUGUAUGUUUCUGGAGUUAAAAAGCCCCUGCAUCAGAAUGGGCCUGGGGGUUGAUGUGUUUAUAAAUGAGUGUAAGAUGUUUGUUAUAGUUUUGGUACUCUAUCAGCCAUCCUGCAGAGUUUCUUGCAAAA